Molecule: messenger RNA, 2316 nt
Organism: Lotus japonicus
Lineage: Eukaryota; Viridiplantae; Streptophyta; Magnoliopsida; Fabales; Fabaceae
Product: protein FAR1-RELATED SEQUENCE 5-like
Exons: 3
Coding region: 1-2316 (771 amino acids)
Biological process (GO): regulation of DNA-templated transcription
Molecular function (GO): zinc ion binding
Source: RefSeq, a predicted model, not a curated record
AUGGAUAGUUGCAAUGAAGAUCAUGGAGUUCCAAAUGGAGGCGAACAUGAUAUGACAUCGCAUGAUUUAGAGAAUAUUUCUGAAGACUCUAUUGAUGUGGAAGGCCAUGAUGAAGUAGUUGUGAUAAAUGGGAUGGAUGAUAUGUUGAAGUAUGAUAUGAAGAGUUUGAGCAAUGUAGCAGCACUGAAGUUUCCAUUCCCUAAUCGUGAGGUUGCUUAUGAGUUUUAUAACCUAUAUGCUAUGGUGAAAGGGUUUGCAGUGAGGAAGAAUAAAAUUUUAAGGAACAAAAAGGGGGAUGUUGUGCAACUAUCAUUUGUUUGUUUUAGAGAAGGAUUCCGCAAAGUGGUAGCAAGAGAAAGCCGAAAGAGAAAGAAGCAGGAUGAGCGACGAUGUGGCUGUCCUGCAAACUUCAGGGUGCAUGUUGACAUUGGAACUACUCGUUGGUAUGUUACAAAAUUUGACGAUGAACACAAUCACGAGUUGUUAAGUGAAAGGCAUGUUGGAAGGUUGACCCUCCAUAGAAGGUUAAGUGACGGUGAUGUGGUGCAACUCAAUGGCAUGAGGAAUGCUGGCAUAGAUGUAACUGGAGUUUAUAACUUGAUUGCGAGUCAGUCUGGGGGAUUUGAUAGAGUGCCAUUUACGAAAAGGAAUUUACACAAUCAGAUCGGCAAACAAAGGAGGGUGUUGAAGUGUGAUGUCCAAAUGACUAUUAAGUAUCAUAAGGGAAUGCAGAAAAAAGAUCCUCUAAUGUUUUGGCGACAUCAUGCAAACGAGAAUGGGAAACUAGAACAUCUGUUUUGGUCUAAUGGCAUAAGCCAAAAUAACUAUGAUGUAUUUGGUGAUGUUGUCGCGUUUGAUGCUACCUACCGCAAGAACAAAUAUAAGUACCCAUUUGUGAUGUUUUCUGGUCUAAAUACCCACAACCAGACAACAGUCUUUGGAAGUGCAAUUAUUGCAAAUGAAUCUAAAGAGACAUAUAUCUGGCUGGUUGAGAGGUUGGUUGAAGCACUAAAAGGUAAAUGUCAUACAUCUUUUAUUACUGAUGGACAUUUGUCCAUGCAAUAUGCUAUUAGCAUUGUAUUUCCAAGGGCCCAUCAUAGAUUAUGUGCUUGGCACUUGCUGCCGAAUGCCACAAGAGACAUUAAGGUUCCAGGAUUCACUCAGGAGUUCCAAAAAUGCAUGUUGAUUGAUUAUGAAGUGGGUGAAUUCAAACAUAAGUGGGAUGCUCUGGUGUCUAAAUUUGAUGUGGAAGACAAGGAAUGGGUGUUGGAAAUGUAUGAAAAUCGAAAGAUGUGGGCAGUAGCUCAUAUUCGGGGUUGUUUUUUUGCUGGUUUUCGAACCACUUCACGAUGUGAGAGUUUGCAUUUAGAAAUCAAAAAAUUUAUACAUUCAAGAUAUAAUUUGACUGAAUUUUUACAACACUUCCACCGAUGUUUGGAUUUUAUGCGGUUUAGGGAGGUGGAGCCAGACUUGGCAUCUGUGGUUGGGAAGCAACCCAUGGAAACCCCCUUCAAGCAAUUUGAGAAGUCCGCUGCUUCGCUGUACACACCGACCAUUUUUGAAAAGUUUCGUUCAGUUAUUGUGAAAGCAUUCCUGGUUUAUGUUAGUGGCCGUAAACUGACUUCUUCUUUGCAAAUCGUCACAGUAUCAAAGUUUCGCAGACCCGGUAAGGAGUGGCAUGUGUCCUUUUAUCCACCAACACCAAUUCUGAAAUGCUCUUGCCAAAGAAUGGAGUCAAUUGGGCUUCCGUGCGAGCAUAUUGUUGCUGCUGGUGUAACCGACAACUGGGGUUAUGUUGAGAUGGCUCGCACUGCUACAUUAUUAGAUGGAUGCAGAGAAAUGUGCAAAUUAGCUGGUGCUUCAUUAAAUGAUUUCACAACCACAAGAGAGCUUGUGCUGGCCCACACUGAGCGCCUGAAAGCUAAGAAUAAUGGAAAUGAGGGACAAGACGAGGAAGAUGUGCUGAACCAUGAUUCUGUCCUGUUGAGGAACCCUGAACCUGCCCAUGAAUUGGUGUUUUGUAAUUGCAACUACUAUGCUGCAAGUCAGGGUAAUUUAAUUGUGAUGCAUGUUUAUUAUUAUAAUGGGAUUGUUUUCGAUGAUUAUUUUGUUAAUAUAAAAGUUGUGACAUUAGCAGGGUUCCACAUUAGCGCGAAAAUAUUUGCUACCCAAAUUCAUUCACGUCAGAAGUUGGAGGUUGUUGGACUUGGUGUUCACAAACCUACAGGUGCCCAAUUAACAAUGAACAUGGACAUUGGGUCGUGGUCAAUUGCCAAAGUGAAUUGUCUUCAACGUAGUUAUUGUUAUUGCCCAUGA